AUCCCUAUCAAAUUUUUUAGUAAUAAUAAUAGAGAAAAAAAAAAGAGAGAGGAUGUAUACAAGUGAACCAGUCCUAGCAUGUCCUGAAACCAACACAUGUCAAUCAACUCCACUGAGUCGCAAUCUUGAUGGCAGCCAUAUGGCAAUCACGCAAACAACCAAAAUCCCAUAUCGCUGAUACCAAAGCUUCCGCCGGCUGCACCGACCGGCCAUCCAUUUCUAAUUUCUUGUUGAUUGAUCGAGCAGCACGACACAGCUGCUUAUUAUAUAUAUAUACGGGGUCGCCUGCUUCGUCUCUGUGUCGCACUCGCACUCUUCCCCUGAGCUCCUCCGCCGCAACAUCUCGAACUUCCCCCACCCUUUUUCCUUGUCUUCGGCUCCAUCAAUCGCGCAGGCAACCAGGCCGGCGGGAGCGAUGGGGAACUGCGGGACAAAGCCCAAGACCAGCGACGGAGACGACGCGCCUCCGCCCGUCGAGGCGCAGGUAGCGGCGGGGGCGGCCGAGGGGGAGCGCAAAGACGACGAGGAGGUCGCGGCGCCGGAAGGGACGAGCCAGGCCCUUGUGGCGCCACAAACUGAGGAAGUUACGACCACGACAGUCGAAGAAAAAGAGCAUGCUGAGCCAAACGAAAAAACGGAGGAGUUUGGCAAGGAAGACGCUGAUCACGGCGAGGAGAAGGAAACGCCGCCGCCGACGGAGGCCCCUGAACUUCCGGCGUCUACUCCGGCGAGCGUCGCCUGACGGCCGAUGCACACCCAAACCGACGGCGUUCUUACUACUUCCAUUUUUUUUUGCUUGCAGAAUGUUUGGAGGCAUGGGCGGGAUCCCAAAUUCCCAAUGGCACAAUUGUACUGCCGUUUUUUUUUGACAACAGCUCUACUUUUCGAUC
Molecule: messenger RNA, 890 nt
Organism: Zea mays
Lineage: Eukaryota; Viridiplantae; Streptophyta; Magnoliopsida; Poales; Poaceae
Exons: 2
Coding region: 416-742 (108 amino acids)
Source: RefSeq, a predicted model, not a curated record